Amoebophrya sp. A120 is the source of this 3846-nucleotide messenger RNA. The record is from the annotation of a GenBank genome assembly. Lineage: Eukaryota; Dinophyceae; Syndiniales; Amoebophryaceae.
GUCGUACUAGUCGAGAGUGCUUGUGCGAGGGAUUUUGACUAACUUAAGUGUACUAGUGUAUGACAGGCUUCUUACCUGUGCGAAUUUAUAUUUAUAUGAAGUCUAUUAAAAGUCAAAAAAGAUCCAUGAACAUAAACCACAUUGCUUGAGGAUAGAAUACCGUUUUUGCGGUUCACAUGAAUCUUUGGGUUUACCAGUUCUGUUGUCGUGUUUCGAGUGAGAGGUCGUGUUGCUGCGCAGUCAGAUGACGACGACGAGUUAUUGACAGGCUGCAGUCAGAAUUCCAAUUCUGCAUCCGUGCGCCUGUUUGAAGCCGGGCAACGGUCGAAAUGAAGCUUCUCUCGCUGUGUUUAUCAUCGCAUAUCAGCGCUCCGCUGCUCUCCAACAUUCUUCACCAGGGUCUCGUGGUGCGAGGCCACGGCGCUAAGGAACAUGACGACGCGCACGGCAAAAACAAGGUACUCCGCACCGAGAUCCUCCCUGAUGCGGAGCAAGACGAGGCUUGGGCAACACCGCCCCCAGAAAUGUCGUCCUCUGCGAAAACGAAAAGUAGAGGUAGCGGACAUGAUGAGGAGCUACAGCAGCAGCGGAGGGCUGGGAAAAAAGACAGAAGGAACAAGGAGCACGUGGAACGGGCAGCCGGAGCCGCGGCGGCGAAAAAACCUACUUCUGCGGUGCAGCACCACACCAGUCACGGAAAGGCGGAAGAUGCCGCAGCGGUACUUGUGGACACGGCCAGGACGGAUUCUGGUUCCAAGACGCAUAAUUCAGGUGUUAGUAAGAUUAGUUUCUCCCGUCUCCUGCGCAGCGCAACAAGCAGUUCGCCGAAAGCCUACGUAAGGCGUGGCGCUAACGAUACAAGCCAUGCCAUGUUCAUGCAGGCCGGAGCUGAGGCUUGGAACGUCUGUGAUCCAAACCUCGCACCAACGGCCGUAGACAAGGAGACUGGGAGAUUUCCCGUGCGGUGCUGCGGCGAGGAGGCCCACCUGACUGAUUCCGCCAGCUUCGGUAGUGGCAAAAUCGACAAUGGAAACAAUAUAGCGGUGGGCAUUAUCGAUUAAAACAUUAAUAGUGUAGGAUUCCCAGAAAUCGCCGAAAUUUUUUUUUUAUCAAAACACCAAAAUUUUUCAGCUCGCUGCAGCAGCCCGCCGUUUCUAUAUGUACCUGUCAUGAUUUAGAUUUUGUAGCGUGAUUUUAAGCAUGUGAAAGUAGCAAACUAUGCUUUGUUCGAUUCAUUAGACCUAACUAAGGAGGCUGGACUCUUCGGUGGCGCCGACAUGGGAGGAGGGCAAGUAGCGACGCAUGGGCGACCAGCCCUCUGGCCCCACUGAAUGGGGCCAGAAGGCCCUGUCAGAUCGGGAUUGCGGCACGCAUGGGCCGCGACGAGCCGUCAGAUUGCGGUGCUGUAUGACGCAGUGUCCUGCUCCUGCCUCUGUAACGUAACUAGUAAGCUGUACUAUAGAUACAUAAGGGAACCGAAGCAGCCGAUAGCUAGAGUCAAAACUCUUUGUUUGAGUAAACCGGAGCACUUGAUUCGAGCUCAAAGUCAAAACUAUUUCUUUGCUUGGUUUCUGAAAAUCCUACACGAGCGGUGUUUUUUCUUGGAUAGGCAGACGAAGCGACGGAACACGAGUGGAUUGCGUAACUCCACCGACGCCCGCCGACAUCUGCAAAGCAACUUCAAUCGACGAUGAUCGGCUGAUGGACUACGCAGCGGCGGUGGCCCUAUGUGCCGAGCAGAACGGUCGUCGGCUGUGCACCUUGGAGGAGCUAGGCCUCCGACGCGAAAGUGCCAGUGAAGACAGUACAAACACUAUUUGCGCUGAAACUGGCGGGGGGUGUAACCACGCGUGCAUCUGGUCUGGUACGGACGUGCCAGUGCAAGGGAACUCAGUCUUACGCACUGUAAGAGCUGUGUGCAAAAGUUAUCAUGAAUUUGCAGCGAACUGAUGGUCAAAGGCAUUUGUACUAGAACUACGCAUAUGAAAUGAACAACAAGCACUCGUUGCUCUUAUUAUUGUCGUUUGGGAGCUUGAGUUAUGGCAGAGUGUAUUCUUUUUGUCAACGUCAACCUCAAUCGGAGCACUGGUCGGCGCCGGUGGUCAAGAAAAAUUUCAUUCUUGUGGAGGUUACUUACGUGCAAGGAGGUUUUUACAGUUAGCUGUAGAUCUAUAUGAUGAACUGGAAAAUGUGGAUUUUGUAUUCGAGACUGCGACUGUCACGUCGAAGAGCAAGAAGGCGAAGUUCGAAACUUUGUGCACACGACCAUCUUUCCAGUCAAUCGUGGGAGAACUCAACCGAAGAAAAUUCUUCGGCAACAACUACACCCAAAGACACGACAGUCACAGCAGAAGAGGAGGGUAUGAUUACACUUACUUAUCAUUUAUUUUCAUUUUUGUGGAUGGAAUUAUCGGGUUCAGUGAAGCGUGGAUCGGAUUAUCGAGCUCAGUGACUGUCACAACCAUGGUUUUUGUGAUGAGGAGCACAAGUGUACAUAGUGCUUGCUAGUCCACGGUGCUCUAGGCCAAGAACCGGGGGUUACUUAAGUCCUUACAACUCCCGUGCUGAAGCAAGCAUGGUAGUAGAACGAGUUCGUAUGACAGGUGACGCAUCGAUGACGAUGAAGAUCAUCAUCGUUGUCCUCUUUGUGGCGCUGGUCGGCAUCGGCGGUGGAAUUUUCAUGAUGCAGGAGAAAGCCGUAUUCGGUGUGAAAGCCUUAACUUUCGUCCCACCUGGAAGUUUUGUCAUGCAUGUAAGUCUGUACGCCCUGAACGAACACGAAGUAAGUACUACAUGGAACAAAUAGAAGGCCUAGGGCUGUCGCUGUUUGCCGCAACAUGCGGUUGCUCAUACGAUGCGUGUUUUGCUCAGUGGGUUUCGGGUGAUUGUUGUGCGCUAAUGGAUUGAGAGAACUGACGAGGGGACUCGAGGCGCGAUCACACGACUCUGCUGAGGGCGCUGAGAUCGUCGUCGUGGUGCGUGCAGAAGGUAGCGCAUUCCGUAAAACUUCGUGCCAAAUGCGAAUAAACGAUUGCUUGAUCAUUUGCGUAGAAUAUGGGAUAGGGACGUUUUCACACGGGAUACGAAGGCGUCGAUGCCACCGCGGGGGGUGAAGGUGGAGCGGAAGGAGAUAUCAAAAAGAAAUUCCUGAAGAGACCUAGCUAUGACGGCCAAAGCUGUGACAGAUAUUUGUGUAGGAGUACGAUCACAGUCUGGCUCGUCUUGGUACACUACAUUACACGACACUUGGUUUUUACCGAUACGGCGAAAAGUCGUGUAAUAGAAAUAGAAGCUGUAGCUGAAGUAAGUAGAGCAGGACGUUAGCAGCAGUAAAGAGCAGCCGACAUGGCAGGGCAGCUCGGGCAACUGCGCUUCAGCCUGGGUGGCUCAGGCUCCCGCAAAAUUCAAAAUCUAGAUCUGCAGUACAGGAGCCUAGUGUCUUGCAGUGAAGGGGUGACGCGUGACGGACUUGCUUCAUGCGUACGAAAUAAGUAAAUAAGUGGAAGUGCUUCUCUACUUUCAAUGUGCCCCUGGGUUUUUUGGCUUUGGGUUGAAAGCGAAGCUACUAGAGGAAUGCUUUUUCUUUUGAUAUCUCCGGACGAUGACGACGAGGCCGCCGCGUACGCCGGCUACUAGAAGGAGAAGGUUCAAGGGUGUGCGUGUGGUGUACGCGAGACAUUUUAUUUUUUUUUAUCUGCAGGUGCAGCUGCAGCAUAUUUCAGACAGUAUGCAAGAGUAAGUCGCACACCGCAAGCAAGAUGCGAUAAUCAGAUCGGUCCUUGGAAUCAAAAAUGGCGUGUACAAGAAGAAAGAGGCAUUUGUUUCAUCUCGGCACCAAUCUCCAGC